AUGAUGUUGCAAGCUUCCGUCUGGGCGCUGGCCUUGGCCACAGUUUCACUUGCACAGGGUACAGCGCACAUCCCCGUUACUGGUGUUCCCGUGUCUUCUGGUUCCGCCGUGCCUCUGAGACAAAAUAUCAAUGACUUGGUUAAGUCAGGGCCACAAUGGGAUCUGUACGUUCAGGCCAUGUACAACAUGUCCAAGCUGGAUUCCCAUGACCCUUACAGCUUCUUCCAGAUUGCCGGCAUCCACGGCGCACCCUAUAUUGAGUACAACAAAGCCGGAGCCCAAACUGGAGAUGGAUGGCUAGGAUACUGUCCUCAUGGUGAGGACAUCUUUCUCACCUGGCAUCGCCCUUACGUUCUACUUUUUGAGCAAGCGUUGGUCUCCGUGGCCAAGAAGAUUGCCAAUGGAUACCCUGCUCAGUAUCGCGCCAAGUAUCAAGCAGCGGCGGCGAGUCUGCGAGCUCCCUAUUGGGACUGGGCUGCCGAUAGCACCGUGCCUCCAUGCACCGUCCCCAACACCCUCAAGAUCAAUGUUCCCAGCGGUAGUGGUAUUAAGACGGUCGACUACACCAACCCUCUCCGGACUUUUUACUUCCCUCACAUUGCCCUGUCUGGCUCAUACGGAGAUUUCUCUGGUGGUGGCCAAGACCAUACGAUCCGCUGCCCUUCGCCUCAGGAGAACUAUCCUAACACGGCCAAUGCCAACUUGCAGGCGCGCCCCUACAAGGGCUGGAUUUAUGACGUCCUGACAAACUCUCAAAACUUUGCCGAUUUCGCUUCCACUAGUGGCCCUGGUAUCAAUGUCGAGCAGAUUCACAAUGCCAUUCACUGGGAUGGUGCUUGUGGCAACCAGUUCCUUGCUCCCGAUUAUUCUGGCUUUGACCCCUUGUUCUUCAUGCACCACUCCAACGUUGACCGCAUGUGGGCGUUCUGGGAGGCCAUCAUGCCUUCAUCCCCUGUCUUCACCUCAUCUUACAAGGGCCAGUCUCGAUUCAACAGCAAAACAGGAGCCACCAUCACUCCCAACUCUCCCCUACAGCCCUUCUUCCAGGCAAACGGCCAGUUCCACACCUCCAACAGCGUCAAGAGCAUCCAAGGCAUGGGCUACUCCUACCAGGGCAUCGAGUACUGGCAGAAAUCUCAGGCUCAGAUCAAGUCCAGCGUCACCACCAUCAUCAACCAGCUGUACGGCCCCAAGUCUUCCUCGAAGCGAAACACUCGUGCCGCGGAUCUUGUCCAGACUCGUUACUUUGCGCAGAUUUCCGUCAACGUGACUGAUAUUCCGAUUCGCCCUGCCGAAAUCAACGUCUAUGUUGCUGGUCAAAAAGCCGGCAGCUUGAUCGUCAUGAAGCUUCCCGCCGAGGGCACAGUCAACGGUGGAUUCACAGUCGACACUCCUAUGAAGACCCUCCUGCACGGAGGUAACCGCAACGCUGUUAGCGCCUUCUCUUCCGAUGUCGAAGUUGAGAUUCUCACUCGUUCUGGACAAGUUAUCCCUCUCGAGAGCGUUCCCAGCCUUGCCAUCGAUCUUGAGAGCGCCAACGUUACCAUGCCGUCUGCCAUUGAUCAGCUCCCCAAGUACCUCACUCGUUCAAAGCACCGUGCUCAGGCUGCUCAAAGGGGACAGCGUUUCCAACCUCCUCCUCCUCCCCCUCCUCCCCCUCCUUCUCAGUAA
Trichoderma asperellum CBS 433.97 is the source of this 1671-nucleotide messenger RNA. RefSeq lists its product as uncharacterized. Gene Ontology annotation, molecular function: oxidoreductase activity. NCBI's taxonomy places the organism in Eukaryota, Fungi, Ascomycota, Sordariomycetes, Hypocreales, Hypocreaceae. The record is from RefSeq and is a predicted model, not a curated record.